CCGUAUGCUUUGCCAUACGCACAGCUGGGAGGACUGCCCACUCGACACCCCGAGCUUCCAAUUCUUGUCAUGUUCCUUGCCACCUACUGCACCGCAUGGCUCUACAGUCUUUACAUCGUAGUACGAUGCUACCAAAGGAGCUGCAACAACAGAAUUGCAGUUGUUCUGUUACUCGCUUGCGGCGAGCGCAUCACCGCAUAUAUUAUGCGGAUAGUUUGGAUCUUCCGAAUCAGCGACAUCCGCAUUGGUAUCGCUUCGCAAAUCCUGCUACAAGCUGGAGUUAUAUUAGUAUAUGUUGGUGCCUUGCUAUCAGCUGCAUCGUUGUUAAGGGUGCACGUCAAAUGCUUACCUUGGCUCACGCCGUUCCUUAUUACGCUGUCAAUCGUAACAAUUAUCUCGUUCGUGGCAAAUCUGGUGUCUACGAUUGUGUCAGUUCAUACGCUGCAGGACCACGUGCGACAAACCUGCCGAGAUGUUCAGCGCGUCGCAGCCACAUAUCUGGUUUUCCUUACGUUCAUAUCAGUAUUGAUGCUCGUGGUCGUCUUUCAUGUCCUCUGGACACGCCAAAAGAUCUCGAGAAUAUCGGAAGCAAAGACAGCUGGCUUUAUCUUUUCAUUCGUGUCAAUUGUAUGCUUGCUUAUGGCUAGCUUCAAGGCUGGGGUGAUCUGGAAGAAUCCGUCGCCGUUGUUCAGCCCCGCUUGGUACCUUUCCCUUUCCAGCUUGUACAGCUUUGAGCUAGGGCCGGAGUUGUUGGUGACUCUUAUACUCCUUGGAACGAGUGCACGCGUUGGUGCUCAAAUGAGGAAUGCUGCGGUUAUCCAUUGA
Messenger RNA from Macroventuria anomochaeta, 825 nucleotides. RefSeq lists its product as uncharacterized. The annotation marks the transcript as partial. The record is from RefSeq and is a predicted model, not a curated record. The transcript has a single exon. NCBI's taxonomy places the organism in Eukaryota, Fungi, Ascomycota, Dothideomycetes, Pleosporales, Didymellaceae.